AUGAUCCUCUCGGCGGACCCUCCCGAAGCUCGGCUUGGGCCCCACCCCCGGCGCCGCAGCCCCAGACGGAGGCUCCGCUCUCCCGUCCCCACUUGCCUGCCCUUGGGUCGGCGGUCGCGCGAACCUGGCACCCGUGCUAACUUCACCCCCAACCCACCCGACGGCCUGUGUGCGUCCCGUUUGUCCAUCAACCUAGCAACUUCUUCCUGCUCGGAAGUACAGUUUGUCAGAAGGAUCCCGCCCCUGCCGCGCCGGGCUCGCCGUUGCUUUCUCUCCACACUGCCCGCGGGGACCUCAGCGACUUCUCCGGAGCCAUGGAGCCUGAGACGCUCCCGGGGACGGGAUCGAGGACCUCUUACAGUGCGAUUGUAUUGGGUCCACCUGGAUGAUCGAAGAUUAUCUCUUCAUCUCAACAUCCUUAAUCACAUUGGCAAAGUCCCUUCUCCCAUAACCAACGGGAGCCCGUGUCAGCAGAGGGAGCCCGGCUGCCCCAUGCAGGAACUGAGACUUCUCCUCUUAGGGAGCAGUGGUGCGGGAAAAAGUGCCACAGGAAACACGAUUCUGGGCAAAACUGUGUUUGCGUCCAGAUGUAGUGGCCAGAUGGUGACAACAAUGUGCCAGAGAAUGAGCGGGGCCACGGGAGAGUGGAAGGUUGUGGUCAUUGACACCCCCGACCUUUUUUCCUCCCUGUCUUGUGCCAAAGACAAGCAAUGCAACAUCGAACACUGCUUGGAGCUCUCUGCGCCCAGCCUCCACGCCCUGCUGCUGGUCAUUCCCAUUGGCCAUUAUAAGGUGGAGGACAAAGAGGCAGUCAGGGGCAUCCAUGAGUUGUUUGGAGCUGAAGCCAAGAGGUAUAUCAUUAUUGUCUUCACUCGGGAGGAUGACUUGGAGGAUGUCUCUCUGCAAGAUUACAUCAAAGGGGAGGAGUACCUCACCAAGCUGGUUGAAAACUAUGGAGGCCGAUACUGUGCUCUGAACAACAAGGCAAGCGAGGAGGAGCGGGCCCAUCAGGUGAAGGGGCUCCUCGGCCAAGUCCAGAAUUUGGUGGAUGAAAAUGGAGGACCAUAUAUCGUGAACUUCAGAAAUGAAAGCAGCGGAUUCCUGGAUUGUGUGAAUGAAGCCACGUCUCAGAAGGAGGACAAGCCACAUGGGCAAGAGGAGAAGCAGCUUCAGGCCCCAGGAUGCAAGCCGGAACCUGGGCUGCCCAACCUGAAGGUCUUGCUUGUGGGCAAGCGCGGAGCUGGGAAGAGUACAGCCGGGAACCACCUUCUGGGGAAGCGACAGUUUGAGACCAAAUUCAGCGAAGAGUCAGUCACCCAGAGGUUUGUGUCUGGAAGCAGAAUCUGGAGAGAGAAGGAAGUUGUGAUCCUUGAUACUCCAGACAUCUCGUCUUCAAAGGACAUUAGAGCGGAGCUCCAGAGACAUGACUUUGGGCGCCCCCACGCCUUCCUGCUGGUGACGCCGCUGGGCUCCUUUGCCAAGAAAGAUGAGGCGGUACUGGACACCAUCCGGGGCAGUUUUGGAGACAAAUUCGUGCAGUACCUGAUCAUUCUCCUCACCAGGAAAGAAGACCUAGGGGAUCAGGAUGUAGAGAUGUUCCUGAAAAACAAAAAUAAAGCUCUCUACAAGCUCAUCAAGGCGUGCAAAGACCGGUUCUGCAUCUUCAACUACCGAGUGACUGGGGAAGAAGAAGAGCACCAGGUGGACAAGCUCCUGGAAACAGUUGAGAGCAUGGUGCAGCAGAAUGGGGGCAGGCCCUGCAGCUUCAGAGGGGAAGAUACCCUGAGCAUUGUCCUGGUGGGGAGGAGCGGCACUGGGAAGAGCGCCACCGGAAACACCAUUCUCGGGAGCCUUGACUUCUGCUCUCAGUUCCGAGCACAGCCGGUCACCCAGACGUGCCAGAGCAGCAAGAGGAUGUGGGGCAGGCUGCAGGUGGUGGUUGUGGACACGCCCUCGCUCUGCCUGAUGACCAGUGCCGAGGGGGGUCUGUUCCCUCUGGAGGAGGAGGUCAGACGCUGUUUGUCCUGCUGUGAAGAAGGGAACAAGGUUCUGGUCCUGGUGUUCCAGCUGGGACGGUUCACUCAGGAGGACAGAAGGGCCGUGAAGGACUUGGAGAGCAUCUUCGGAGAGGAAGUUUUGCGGUACACGAUCGUGCUGUUCACUCGGAAGGAGGACCUCGAGUCAGGGGACCUUAGUGACUAUGUCCAUAACACAGAUAACAGAACUCUUAAGAACAUCAUUAAAAAGUGUGGGGGGCGAGUCUGUGCUUUUAAUAACAGAGAAACGGGCCAAGCCAGGGAAAACCAGGCAGUAGAGCUUCUGAAAAUGGCUAAUGAGCUGAUAAAGAGCCAUGGAGGGCAGGGAUACCCCCACGAAUGGGAGAAAGUCAGCAAAAUCAUUAAAAAUGCCCGGGAAAAGCCCAAGCCCAUAGGUUUACUGAAGAAUUUAAAAGAGGUUUUAUCAUAG
Molecule: messenger RNA, 2466 nt
Organism: Odobenus rosmarus divergens (Pacific walrus)
Lineage: Eukaryota; Metazoa; Chordata; Mammalia; Carnivora; Odobenidae
Gene: GIMAP8
Product: GTPase, IMAP family member 8
Exons: 6
Coding region: 1-2466 (821 amino acids)
Cellular component (GO): endoplasmic reticulum
Molecular function (GO): GTP binding
Source: RefSeq, a predicted model, not a curated record